Dentiscutata erythropus is the source of this 435-nucleotide messenger RNA. The record is from the annotation of a GenBank genome assembly. Lineage: Eukaryota; Fungi; Glomeromycota; Glomeromycetes; Diversisporales; Gigasporaceae.
AUGUUAUCAUCAAUACCAAAACCACCUUCAAUACUUGAAUCAGCAUCUGGUGAAGUAAAUCGCAUUAGAAGAUUAAUUGAGUUUUUACGUUCACAAAUUGCUAGCGGUAGAGAAAAUCCACCAGAUAAUCCUAAAGCCCCACUACCAAAACCUCCUUUAUUAGUUGAAGAAGUAUUAGAAAAACAAAGAGAAGUUUGGAUUAGAAUUUUUGAACAUCUUAAAAUUACAACACUAGAUCCAAAUAAUAAAGAUGUAAAAUCGGGAGCAUUGUUUGAAGCAAUGGAAAAAGUAGCAAAGAAAAUUAGUGAAGUUGACAGAACAGGCAAUAUAAAAAAAUCAGAUAAGCAAGAAACAUCAACAUAUUCUUUUUUAGAAAAUAAUAAUAUAAAAGAACAAGAAUUUAAAAAAAAAAUUAAAUAUGAAUAUAAUUUUUAA